Cadophora gregata is the source of this 807-nucleotide messenger RNA. RefSeq lists its product as uncharacterized. The record is from RefSeq and is a predicted model, not a curated record. The coding region runs from base 1 to 807 and encodes 268 amino acids. The transcript is spliced from 2 exons. Lineage: Eukaryota; Fungi; Ascomycota; Leotiomycetes; Helotiales; Ploettnerulaceae.
AUGUUGUCUUCCAUCUUGACUCUCGCUCUUCUGAGCUCAACCACCCUUGCAAUUCAGCCAGAGAAACGCCAGGCGACAGACGGGGCACAAUUCACCUCCGCAGCAAGCCAGGUCAUUGAGCAGUACAUCCCCUCUUCAGUGCUCCCUGGUCUCGAAUCGGCGGUCAGCUCAGCAGCAGCCGCAGCCUCAGUUACAGGUGAUGCGAAAUCACUUCUGUAUGAAGCUAUCCUUGCUCAGAGCGCACCUGCCUGGUUAGCAUCCGCAAUCCCAACAGAGUAUUCAAGCCAAUUUGCUGCUCUCGAGGGAAGCAUCGAGGUCCUCCGUCCUACCGCUGCUUCUCCCGGUGGCGGUAUAAUCCCAGUUGUCGUUCCAGUCACUACAACGGAUUCUGAUGGAAAUACCAUUACUACAAGCUCGACUUCCUUCUCAACCACCGUUGUCACUGGAGCUGCUAGUGUAGCAAGCGAGAUCUCUAGCGGAGGAUCUAGUGUAGCUAGUCACAUCUCUACCGGCGUGACUGGUGUUGCAGGAACGAUUUCAAGUGGAGGAUCCAGUGUUGCCAGCCAUAUCUCGACUGGAGUCACUGGUGUCGCCGGAACAAUCUCUGCUGGUGGAAGCAGUGUUGCAAGCGAGGCAUCGACUGCAAUCACUAGUUUGAUUGGCGGAGCGUCCAGCGCUGUGGACCAGGCUAGCAGUCUUUUGAAUGGAGGCACCUCAUCGUCUACUGCUGGUGGAUCUGUCCCAACUGGUGUGUCUGGAGCAGCAGCUGGCGUUAUUGGAAUGCUUGGCAUGAUGAUUGUCUUGUAA